CAUUCUUGCUAGCUGCUUCUGCUUGCAUAUAGGUGUUUUUAAACUAAAUCAUUCGAAAAAUUUUUACGAGCACGAUCGUGACUGCGCUGAACGUUUAUUCCAUUGUUCGUUUUUAAAUAAGAACGAUAAAAUGUCGUUUAGGGUGUUUUCCCGGAAGUUUUCUGCUGGCAAGCAAUUACGCGCCAUCAUGGACGAGCAGUUCACUCCCGACAAGCUCAAGGCCUACGAAAAACCCGAAGUCCUCCAAGGUUUGGAAUUAUGGAAGAAAGUGACCUAUUUUAUUGGUUUACCAGGAUGCUUGUUGGCAAGUAUUUACUGCAUCAAUGGACAUUUGGAACACGAAAAACACUCAUCGCGACCAGAGUUUGUUCCAUAUGAACAUUUGCGUAUCAGAACUCGGCGAUUCCCAUGGGGAAAUGGAGAUCAGACUUUGUUCCACAACCCAAAAUUGAAUGCUACCACUCAUGGUUAUGAAGUAGAUGAAUAAACAUGGAAUGUUUUCUAUAUUUGUUUUAUUUAUCUGUAGUUACAUAAUACCAAUUUAAUAAAGUAUAUUAUACCGGUUCUGUAAAAAAUAAGUCAGUCUAUAAACCAAUUAUGUAUAUUUAAUGAAUAAAUGAGACCUUUUUGUAGACUUAAAA
Messenger RNA from Rhopalosiphum maidis (corn leaf aphid), 641 nucleotides. RefSeq names its product cytochrome c oxidase subunit 6A2, mitochondrial-like. Gene Ontology annotation, biological process: mitochondrial electron transport, cytochrome c to oxygen. The transcript is spliced from 3 exons. The coding region runs from base 131 to 487 and encodes 118 amino acids. The record is from RefSeq and is a predicted model, not a curated record. Lineage: Eukaryota; Metazoa; Arthropoda; Insecta; Hemiptera; Aphididae. Gene Ontology annotation, cellular component: mitochondrial inner membrane. Gene Ontology annotation, molecular function: enzyme regulator activity.